CUGACACUACUGACAGCCUGGGCGCGUGUCGUGUUCUCUGUUUACGAUUACUUACGAAUUAGUAUAAAAUAAAGUACAGCAAAAUAUAUUCUGAAGGCAAUUUACAACAAUAUCUUAAAAAAUGGUAGACUGUCCAACCCCAAAAAAACGACGUAAAGGCAACGUUAAUAGCCAACAGCAAGAUGUUUUAAGAAAAGAAAAUGGAACCGGUGACUCCGCCGUAGACGUAAAUGAUAAUAAACGGGCCCGUCCAAAGCAUAUGCCUAAGUUUAGGCUAAAAACCUCAGGUGAGACCUCUUCCUUGUGUACUCCUAGUAGUGAAAGAAUCCCGUUGACCCUGACUGAUAUACAGUACGUGUUACUGCACUCAUUGCUGGGGAAUCUAAACUUAGCGCAACCACCCCGGUGGUAUGUGCUUGACAAAUGCAAUAAUAUCAAACAAACUACAUGUCUCGUUCUGGAGGGCAUUUCUAUGCAGCAUUGGGAUAAAUUACAAGAUAAAUUCCCUAAAACUAAAAAAAUAUUUGAAGAUUAUGUGGAAGUCCUUACACCAUCGGUGUAUGGAGGCUCUCUGGUGCAAGAACUAGCAUUAGUUCCUCUAUCAGAAAAUGAAAAAGAUAUUCUGAUUCAAAAGUAUGGAAGUAUGAACUUGGCUCUAGAAGCAAGAAAAGACUUGAUGAUUAUGAUGAGGGCAGUGUUUCCCAUCACAGGGGAAGUCAAUGAGCCACUUGAAAUCAGUUCAGAAGAUAAAUUCCCAAGAACACAACUAAUGCUAUCAGCAUGGCAACUGAUAGAGGAAUCUUACCCAGUUCCUUUAAAAGGCAAGCUGGAGAGUGCUUACUCAGAUUAUGUCAUGACAAAAGAUCAGUAUAUGCCAGUUACAGAUAAAUCACCCAUGUUUGGUCUAGAUUGUGAAAUGUGCAUUACCAAUGCAGGCUCUGAGCUGACUCGAGUGUCCUUGGUAGAUGAAAAGCACAAUAUGAUCUAUGAUUCCCUUGUAAAGCCAUAUAAUGAUAUUACAGACUAUUUAACAAGAUACUCUGGGAUAACAAAGAAGCUAUUGAGUGAUGUGACCAAGCGCCUUGAAGAUGUCCAAAAGGAUAUCAGAGAACUGUUGCCAGCAGAUGCAAUAUUAGUAGGACAAUCCUUAAACUUAGAUUUGCAUGCUUUAAGGAUGAUGCAUCCAUAUGUAAUAGAUACUAGUGUAAUCUUUAAUUUUACUGGAGAAAGAACUCGCAAACCUAAGCUCAAAGCAUUAGCAAGAGAAUUGUUGAAACUAGAUAUCCAAUCAGGUAAGAAUGGCCAUUGUUCUGUAGAAGACUCACUGGCAUCACUCAAACUAGUACAGCUUAAACUUGGUAAACAUUUAGAAUUUGGAGAUGCUGUGCAUACCAACAGGGAAAAAUACAAGGAGAAUUUUAAAUUGGCAAUUGCAAAAGAAUAUGCUUUAUCAAUCUUCAACCAUAUGAUAGAGCAAAAGAAAACUUCUCUAGUUGUUGGCUGUGACAACAUAACAGGUGAUUAUCACACAUACCUGACCCAAGCUAAAGAAAGUUUAAGUUCACAAUUUAAAAAAGUGAAACCGAAAAGGGUUAAACUGAAAACUGUUGAUGGGGUUGAGGAAGUGAUUUCAUCAUUAGCAGAGUCUGUAAAGGAGUACAACUUUUCUAUGGCGCAUUUGAAACUAGACAUAGAUAGUGAAAAUGAGAGUAAACAAAUAGAGCAAAUAGAUAACUGGAUACAAAUCGUGUGGAACAGUCUGCCACAUGCAGCGCUGUGUGCCGUUGUGUUUGGUGGAACCACUGAUGAUAAUGGACUUGCUAUGAUAAAGAUCAAAAGUAGUUUGUAGCUUUCCUAAUAUGAUAUUAUAGUUAGAUUAAGCCUAAUGAACACAUUUGAUUUAUGUCAAUGAAACAUGUAUCUAUGUACCAAAAUAUCAUAUUUGGUAUAAAA
This is a messenger RNA of Cydia strobilella, 1953 nucleotides long. It is a transcript of the gene Rexo5, whose product is annotated as RNA exonuclease 5. Gene Ontology annotation, cellular component: nucleus. The transcript has 2 exons. The record is from RefSeq and is a predicted model, not a curated record. Lineage: Eukaryota; Metazoa; Arthropoda; Insecta; Lepidoptera; Tortricidae. Gene Ontology annotation, molecular function: exonuclease activity; nucleic acid binding. The coding region runs from base 122 to 1849 and encodes 575 amino acids.